Messenger RNA from Hyaloperonospora brassicae, 3972 nucleotides. The record is from the annotation of a GenBank genome assembly. NCBI's taxonomy places the organism in Eukaryota, Oomycota, Peronosporomycetes, Peronosporales, Peronosporaceae.
AUGGAGUCAUCCUCAGCGAGCGCGUCCCCAGCGCCGCGCGUAGCGCUGACGCCGGCAGAUGUGAAGAAGCUGAUGGACGUGGCGUUGCGCAUGCAGCGCGCGGGUCAGAAGAGCCACCCGAAGUACCAGCAGAUUGUUGCGCUGCUGCGCGAGUACCAGCGGCAGCGCCAGCCGCCGCCACCGACUCAGAUGUCCCCAGCGGUAGCAGCGAAUCUGAUGCCGUCGACUCAGACGCCCGCGCCACUCGACGUGGCGGCGAACCCGUUCCUGCAGCACAAACAACCCACGAUUUUUUCGGAAAAACAGCUGGAAUACCUGCAUAAUCAGAUCCGUGCGUACAAAGCGCUGUGUCACUCGAUGGAUACAGCGAUUGCCCAGGCCAAACAAGUGGACGCUGCUGCGGACAGCACGUCACGAGCAAUGGCUCCUCCUCCUGCUGCUGCUGCUGCUCCUACUACGGCUCCUGUUGCUAGUGCUGUGUUUAGUGCUGCUACUGCUGCUGCUGUAGCUACUGGUCCCGAGGCGGUGGCGACGACGGCCGAUCCGGCUGUACUGGAGCUCCUUACGCCAAAGUGGACGCGCGCCGCUCGUAACUUACUGUACAUUGGUCCAAAGUAUCUGGAUGGAGACCUCAUUAAUAUUGAGCACAAGAGCCAAGCGGGCGUUGGGCCGUACAAUAUCUGUACGCCGUCGCUCGGACUGAACGACGUGGCACUAAAGGUGCGGUUCAUGCAGACGUUGCAGCAGUUUCUGACGUCGAGUCUCGAGAAGAUGGAGAGUUAUCAUGGAGAGCUGGAUGAGAACGAGCAACGCACGCUGAGGGAUCUGCGCUGUGUGUUGCUGCAGCAAAAGCUGCGCCGUCAUGUGGCGAAAGCGCAUGCAACGCGGCUGGCGCUGCUAGGAGAGCCGUCUGCAGUCGAUCGUCGGUCGUUUCGACGCCGGCGGCCAGUGUUGCGCGUCGAACUGCAGAGUGACGAGCGGGAGAAGCGCAAGAAAUCUGUCGCGAUGGAAAAAAAGCGGCGGGCGGACCAUCAAAUGUACUUGAAGGCUAUACUAAACCACUCGCGCGAGUUUUUUGCGUACCACAAGAAUGUAAAGGCACAGGUGAGCAAGUUUUCGAAGUCCGUCAAGGCCAUAAUCGAUCAGCGUGCGUCAAAGGCCGAGCGCGAGGAAGACCGUCAAGAGAAACUGCGUCUUAAGGCACUGAAAGCGAACGAUAUGGAAGCGUAUGGCAAGUUGGUAGCCGAGGCCAAGAAUGAGCGCUUGACAUACUUGCUGAGCCAGACGAACAGUUAUUUGGACAGCAUCCGUCAAUUGGUGCGUCAGCACAAACGAAAGCACCACGUCGUCGAUGAGUUCACGGCACGAUACGACGCGCACCAUGAAGACGGAAAGGAUACUAGUACCGACGACCAGGACGACGAUCUGAAUUAUCUUGAGAUCGCGUCGAAAGGCGAGCUGCCGCGGCAGCCGUUCAUGCUUGUCGGUGGUGAUCUGAAGGAGUAUCAGCUGCGCGGCUUGCAAUGGAUGGUUUCUCUGUAUGACAACCACUUGAACGGCAUCUUGGCCGAUGAAAUGGGACUGGGUAAGACGAUACAGUCCAUUUCGCUGCUCACGUACGUGACAGAAGUCAAACACAAUCACGGUCCGUUUCUCGUGGUGGUGCCGCUAUCCACUUUGUCGAACUGGGUGAAUGAGUUCAAGAAGUGGGCGCCCGAUCUCGUCAUUGUGGUGUACAAGGGACCUCCUCAGGUGCGCAAAGACCUCCACAAGCUGGAGAUGGCGUCGUGUCAGUUCAAUGUACUGCUGACAACGUAUGAGUACAUCAUGAAAGACAAGCACGUGCUGCGUAAGUACGACUGGCAGUACAUCAUUGUGGACGAAGGGCACCGCAUGAAAAAUGCUCAAAGCAAAUUUGCCAUGACUCUUGGAAGUAUGUACACUUCACGUAACCGGCUGCUACUGACGGGCACGCCCUUACAGAAUAGCCUACCUGAACUGUGGGCACUUUUGAACUUCCUACUGCCAACAAUUUUCGAGUCUGUGGAUACGUUUGAGCAAUGGUUUAGUAAGCCGUUUGCCCAGUUCUCCGGCAACGGCGACUCGAACGAGCUGUCUGACGAAGAGCGCAUGCUUGUGAUCAACCGGCUGCACCAGGUCUUGCGUCCUUUCCUGCUGCGCCGCGUGAAGGCUUCUGUUCUUGACCAACUUCCUGACAAAGUGGAGAAGGUGCUGAAAUGUGAGCUCUCGGGCUGGCAGAAAAUCAUGUACCGUCGUAUUCAAGAAGGAGGCGCACUUCUUAUGGAAACAACGGAUAACACGGGCAAAGCGAAGGGAAAGGCAAAGUACACAUCUAAGGGGUUGUCGAAUGUGCUUAUGCAGCUGCGCAAGGUGUGCAACCACCCGUACCUUUUCCAGACCAAUGGGUACCAGAUUGACUUUGACAUCGUGCGUUCAUCAGGCAAGUUUGAGCUGCUCGAUCGCAUGUUGCCGAAGCUGAAGGCUGCCGGUCACCGCGUGUUGAUGUUCAGCCAGAUGACGCAGUUGAUGCACGUUCUGGAGGACUAUUUCAACUACCGUGGCUUCCGUUAUCUUCGCCUAGAUGGUUCGACGAGUGCUGACGAACGUGAGCAACGAAUGUUCAUGUUCAACGCGCCGGACUCGCCCUUCUUUGUCUUCCUCCUGAGUACGCGUGCCGGCGGUCUCGGAUUGAAUCUCGCGACAGCAGACACAGUGAUUAUCUUCGACAGCGAUUGGAAUCCUGCCAUGGACGCGCAGGCUCAGGACCGUGCCCACCGUAUCGGUCAGAAGAACGAAGUGCGUGUUUUUAGGCUUGUCACGAACAGCCCCGUGGAAGAGAAGAUUCUCUCGCGUGCGACAGACAAGAUGAAUAUGAACAAUCUUGUCGUGGAAGCCGGCAAGUUCAACAAUCGCUCGAAGGAGGCAGAGCGACGCGCGAUGCUUGAGAGCCUCAUCAAGAUGGAGCAAGAGGAAGCAGCGCACGCCGCUACUGGUGAUGAUGAAGCUUCGACCGUCCUAAUGGAUGACGAGAUAAACGAAAUCAUGGCGUUGACGGAUGAGGAACUCGCUUUGUAUCAACGACUAGACUCUGAGCGCGUAAGCCGUGAGGCAAAAGAAUGGGACGAGUAUUGUCGGCAGUACAAUAUUCCACACACGCCCCGUUCUCGACUGAUGUUGGAGAACGACGCUCCGGCAUGGCUGCGCGAAGCCAACAAAAUCAUGGAGCACGACAUUGCAACGGGAAAGCACGACAAGGAUGCUUGGAACUUUGACGUGGAUGCCGUUUCUGGCAAACCUCGCAAGCGCAAGGAAAUGUCGUACCGGGAUCAAUUUACAGAUGCAGAGUUUGUCAAGAUGUGUGAGGACGGCGUCGAUGAUCAGGCAAUGAAGUUGGCGUCGAAGAGUUUUCAGGAAAGCACGCACCGUAAACGGAAACGCGGCGUAGACGAAGAUGUUGUGGUCGCUGCUGUCGAGGCUACGGGCAAUCGUUAUGAGGAGGACGAGGCAUCGAGGCGUGAGCGCAAGAUGCUGUGCUACUACUACCGAAAGAUCUAUGAUGCUGUUGUCAAACUCAAGGACCCUACGGGACGCCUACGAUCUGAUCUGUACGUGGAGAAGCCCUCGACGGUGGACUAUCCCGACUAUUAUACGAUCGUGAAGCACCCGAUGGACCUGAUCACCAUCAAGGCGCGCCUUGACGAUUACUUCUAUGCGUCACACGAACAGUUUGAGGGCGACUUUGAUCUCAUGGUGGGCAAUGCCCAGCUCUACAAUCACCCCGACUCGCUGGUUGUCUUUGACGCGCUUGAAAUUGACAAGUGCGUGAAGUCGAAGAUGAAGCCCCUGCGCCUUAAGACAAUGGAGCAGAUCGCCAUCGCUUACGAGAAGGCGAAGAAAGACCAUAAGCGUCGUGCGAAGAACCGCAAGGAAAAGAAGCGGCGUCACCAUUAA